GGGGGCUUUUAUUAAAAUUUGAAGAAGGAAGAAGAUUGAAUGUUUUUCUGUCGAGAUAGAUGUUAGUUGGUUUUCUGAUCAACAGAAGUGAGGAAAGCUUGCUUGAUUUCAAAAUUUUCAAUCACAGAGUGUGAAAUUGUUGGUCUAGGAAGUCGUAUAAAGUUUUAUGGACGGAUGUGGUUUUGUGGGUUUUCUAUUAUAGAGAUUGAAUUGAAUUUUCAAGAAUCAGGGUUUUCAAUUUAAAUGUUCUUGUGAUAAGUUUGUUAAUACGGGAUUGAGGUGAGUGGAGAUUUUGAAACUGUAAGUUAAGUUGAUGAAUUUGUAAUGAAGGUCGAAAAGGGAUCUGUGGAGAAGAUGGAAGAGAAGAAUAAUGUAUUGGUCGGGAUCCGAAUCGACAGCGAUAGCCGAGAGUUGCUCAAUUGGGCCCUCAUCAAAAUUGCAGAACCGCGCGAUCGUGUAAUAGCUGUUCAUGUUUGUCGAGAUUGGGGUCCUUGUUCGAAAGGGAAUUCGGCUGCCACUGUCUGCUUGAUAAAAUCAUUAGAUGAUUAUUUAGCUGUAUAUCAAGGUCUCUGUAGUGUGAGAAAGGUUGAUCUUGUAGGUCAGGUCUCGCGGGGCAAUUCAAUCAGGAAAGUUCUGGUGAGAGAGGCAAAGCUUUGUGGAGCGACAGUGGUAGUUGUAGGAAUGAGCAAGCACAACACUUUCGGGGAUUCGCUUUCACUUGUUCGGUAUUGUGCCAAGAGGUUGCCACCUACUAUUUCAAUCCUCGCAAUUAACAACGGAAAGGUCAUUUUUCAGAAGGACGCUACAAAACAGUUGUCAGGUCCAGAAAGAGAUCUGAGGCGGCCGAGCCUUCAUAGUAUACUACAUCCAAGCCUAUGUGUAGAUGCAAAAGUUAUCAUUCCCAGUCACAAAGAAGAACCUGAUAUUGGAGUUUCUUCUGUGUUGGAGACUGGGAAUCCCAUUCCCAAUACAGUUCUCAACUCCGAUGGUGGAUUAACCAAUGGUGUUGGAGACGUAAAAGAAAUAGAAGUAGAACAGGAUUCACCACUCACAGAAAAGGAUGAUGCAACGAAAACUGACAAUAAUGAAACCAGAAGCUCAUCUUCAUCUGCAUGUCAAAGCGCUGUUGAUUUGGAAUCUUUGAAAGAAGUUGAAGAUGACCAUUUCUACCCUGCUCUUGAACCGCCAAUCAAAGUCACUUCGAGCUCAAUUUCUCAUCUCAUAAGAAAGCUACCGGAGUCUAAGCCUGGUUGGCCCCUUCUCCGAAAAGCAUCCUCAGCAGGUUCAGAAGUUCUGAAAGAAAAAGAAGCCAGGCAAAUGUCUGUGGUUGAAUGGGUUAUGCACCUUCCAAAUAGAUCUUCCUCAUUGACUCCUCUACUUCAGAUUGGUUCGGAUAAAAUGCAGAAUCCUAUUGGAAGAGCAAUAUCAGAGUGCAGUGAUAAGAGUUAUAAAAACUGUUUGUCCUCAUGGUUUGAGAUGCCUAAGGAGUUGGAGACAAUACUAAUAACUAAUUCCUCUAGCUGUAGAUGGUUCACUCGUAAGGAGCUUCAGAGUUCAGCCACUCCAUUCUCUAAAGAAAAUUUAAUCGGGAAGGGAGGAUCUAGCCAGGUAUACGAAGGGUGUCUUCACAAUGGCCAGCCAGUGGCAGUAAAGGUAACAAAAUCUUCCAAAGAAGCUUGGAAGGAUUUCCUUUUAGAAGUUGAUAUCAUCACUAGCUUGCAGCACAAACACAUACUAUCCCUCGUCGGUGUCUGCAUAGAAGAAAAUGAUCUCAUCUCAGUUUAUGAUUUCUUAUCCAAAGGAAGCCUAGAAGAAAAUCUUCAAGGUAAAGGAGAAAUUUCUGUAUUACCUUGGGAGGUGAGGUUUAAGGUGGCUGUCGGAGUUGCAGAGGCUCUAAAUUACCUACACAGUGACUGCUCUCGGCCAGUCAUUCAUAGAGAUGUGAAAUCUUCAAAUAUUCUUCUCUCCGACAAAUUCGAGCCCAAGUUAUCUGAUUUUGGGCUUGCAAUAUUGGCUCCAGCAACUUCAACAUAUGUGACACACAGCGAUGUUGUCGGGACCUUUGGGUACCUUGCUCCCGAGUAUUUCAUGUAUGGGAAGGUCAGCGACAAGAUAGAUGUCUAUUCCUAUGGAGUGGUACUCCUUGAGCUGUUAUCUGGAAGAAAGCCCAUCAGCACUGAGGGUCCCAAGGGCCAAGAGAGCUUGGUUAUGUGGGCGACACCGAUUCUAGAGAGUGAGGAUGUGACGGACCUAAUGGACCGAAAUCUGGGUGGUGAUUUCAACGAGAAUCAAAUGCAGAGAAUGGUUAUGGCGGCGUCUCUUUGCAUUACCAGGACAGCUAGGCUCCGUCCCCGGAUGAGUCAGGUAUUGAAGCUUCUGCAAGGAGAUGAAGAUACCAUGAAGUGGGCCAUGUCUCAAGCCAAUGAUCCUGAGUUGGAUAAUCAGGAUGAAGAAGCAUAUCCAGCCCCAAGGGUGCAGUCCCAUCAACUGGGCCUCACCUUGCUCGAGGGUGAUGAUGAUACAUCCGUCAGCAGCAUAGAACAAAACAACCAUCGGUCCUUGGAGGACUUCUUGAGAGAGCGAUGGAGCCGUUCAUCGAGCUUCGAUUAGACUCAGCUUAAUUUUAACUCAUUUGAGGAUGAAUUUGGCUGCCAAUUUGGUUAGGGACAUGGAACAUGUCGCAAUAAUCCUGUACAAUCAAAAGCUCCAAAAGAGAUGUAGAGUUUUCCUCUAAAGCUUGAGAGGCGGAGGAAAAAAAAAAAAACCAUAAUAAUAUGGAAGUAAAAAAAAGAAGUCAAUGUAAGAUAGUUUCUAUCAAAGAAUGUCGUUUAGCUGCUGCAAGCGGCAUUGUAUAUGCAUUCAAAGGUGGCGUGCUAGUAGUUAGAAGCAUGGCUUUGAGUUAGUUAACAAAAUGAAUUCAAUAUUGGCGUGCCUGAAGUUGGAAAAUGGUUUGAUUUUUGGAAUACGACCACUGCGAUCCAUCAUUCGUCAUCCUAGUUUGACAAUGGCCAGUAAAAAAGACUGAUAUGAAACCCCACCAAAUUAUAGUUGCUUAAUGGUAGGUUAUCAGGUGUGGAGAGCUCACGUGCACGGCAUAACCAGCUGCUAUUGGAGGAGAGUUUUGGGAGAAAAUGACCUCCCUGACGUAUUUUAUAAAGAAAACAGUAUGGUGGUGUCGCUAAAUGAACACCAAAAAAAUUUUAAAAUUUAAAAUAAAUAAAUAAA
This is a messenger RNA of Magnolia sinica, 3225 nucleotides long. RefSeq names its product protein kinase STUNTED-like. NCBI's taxonomy places the organism in Eukaryota, Viridiplantae, Streptophyta, Magnoliopsida, Magnoliales, Magnoliaceae. The coding region runs from base 325 to 2610 and encodes 761 amino acids. Gene Ontology annotation, biological process: protein phosphorylation. Gene Ontology annotation, molecular function: protein kinase activity; ATP binding. The record is from RefSeq and is a predicted model, not a curated record. The transcript has 11 exons.